UGGGCGAGAAAAAACUGCGGUUCCCUCUUCAGAGAUGGAGAUAUUUUCUUUUAAUCUAACGUCUUUGUGGAAUAUACUUCUUAGCAGCGUUUUUGAGGCCGCCGCAGUGCCUCCUUUGGAAAAGGGGGUGAGGGUGAGGGGGUGAUCUGGCUUGGCCCCUCCUGAUGCUGGGCAAUCGGAGGAAUGCUUAGCAAGCGGAUGACUAGUAAGGCCGCUUACAGCCCGUAUUCUGCUGAACUGCGGAGGAAGGUCUCCAAAGUUGGAGGAAACGUUCUGGAUUCUGUCUCCUUCCGAGCUAGUGUCUGGCUGAAGGAGCUUCCAAGACGAGAUGGCCUGGAUGCCUCAACUUCCAGUCUGGUGGAUUUGUGUCCAUCAGCCACAGUAGCUACGCUGAAGCGUCCCACUAGUCUCAGCCGCCAUGCCAGCGCAGCAGGAUUCCCCCUGUCCCCUGCUAUUCCCAGAGGUCUUGCCAAAGCUCAUAAGCCUCAUAGUGCCUAUAGUCCCAAUGAAGUCAGCGAAGGGAGCCUGGCAGAACCAGAGGACAUUUCACAGCUGCUCGCCGAAGUGGCUUGUUUUGCAGAGCGCCUGGAGAAGCUGAAGGAUGUUGUACUGCAGGAGGACGGCCUGGAGUCUCGACGGUCGCUCGCCCAUGAGUGUCUUGGAGAAGCCUUACGGAUUCUUCGGCAAGUCAUUAGCAAGUACCCGCUGCUCAACACCUUGGAGACCUUGACAGCAGCAGGGACCCUCAUCUCCAGGGUCAAAGGCUUCCACUAUGAGUCCAACAAUGAAGCUGAAAAACGUGAAUUUGAAAAGGCCGUGGAAUUGAUUGCUGUCUCCUUCAGUAGCACUGUCUCUGAAUUCCUCAUGGGAGAAGUGGACAGUAGUACCAUCCUUUCAAUUCCUCUUACUGAUCUGAAUCAGUCGGUGGAAAAUCUAUAUGGGGGGAUUACUAGUUUGGGAGCAGAAGAUGUGCUGAACAGUAGAGAAGACUUCAGUUCAGUGCGCCUGUCAGGAGAAGAGGUGGAUGUGCUCCUGCAGAAGUGUGAAGGAGGGGUGGACUUCGCCCUCAAUUAUGCCAAGAAUAUUUCCAAGUACAUGAAGGAUCUCAUCUACUAUAUGGAGAAGAGGACGGUUCUGGAAAUUGAGUUUGCCAAAGGACUUCAGAAGAUAGUGAACACCUGCAAACAAACCAUCACUCAGGAGCCCUCCAUGCCAUUCCUCUCCAUCUACUCGCUGUCCCUGGAGCAAGACAUGGAGUACAGUCUCAGCUCCCUGCAAGCUGCUACCACUUUGCGAACUGAAACGUACCUGCAGCCCCUGUCCCUGAGGCGCCUUGAGCAUGAGAAGCGGCGGAAGGAGAUUAAGGAGCAGUGGCACCGAGCACAGAGGAAGCUGCAAGAGGCCGAGAACAACUUGCGCAAGGCCAAGCAGAUGUAUAUGCAGCGCUCGGAGGAGUGCGAAAAGGCCAGGCACGUGAUGGCCAAGGCAGAAGAGGACCAGCUGGGGUCCAGCAGCAGCUCCGCCACCUUGAAGACCUUGGACAAGAAGCGGCGGCUGGAAGAAGAGGCCCGGAACAAGGCUGAAGAGGCCAUGGCAACUUACCGGACCUGCAUCGCAGACGCCAACACACAGAAGCAGGAGCUGGAGGACACCAAAGUGACUGCGCUUCGGCAACUCCAUGAGGUGGUCAAGCAGAGCGACCAGGUCAUAAAGUCGGCUACCAUUUCCUUCUACCAAAUCAUGCACAUGCAGACAGCCCCGCUGCCUGUCUAUUUUCAGACCUUGUGUGAGAGCAGCAAACUCUAUGACCCCGGGCAACAGUACGCCUCUCAUGUCAAGCGGUUGCAGCGGGGGGACGAACCCGAGACACAGUAUGAUUUUGAGCCCUACGUGUCAACCAACAACUGGUCUCCAGUGACUCGGGCAAGAAAAGGCAGUUACAGUACUACUGAAUUCACAGGAGCGAGUAGCUCCGACUCAUCCAGCAAAGACGGAGCAGCCUCCGAGGGUGACGCAGCCGCAGGGCGAGAGCCACAGAACCGUCCCAUUCAACUUGAAAAACGAGGUGGGCGAGGUCACCAGGCACACAAGUCAUGGCCGACAGCCAUCACAGAGAGCAAGGACAGUCUGGAAUCCUCUGGCACGAGCUCAGGUGACUUUCCUCAGAAGUUCCAGCAGAUGCCUUCAAAUGGAUCGCUGUCGCCUAGAGAUGACCCUGAUGAAAAUUCACCUUCCUUUGAACAGAGCAUUAAUGAAAUGACUCCAGGAAUCUCUACACCCACCGGCCCUUUCCGGCAUUUCAGCUUGUCCAAAGCUGCACAGACCCAUCGGCUGAGGAAGCUGCGGACCCCCUCCAAGUGUCGGGAAUGCAACAGCUAUGUCUACUUCCAGGGAGCUGAAUGUGAAGAGUGUUACUUAGCCUGUCACAAGAAAUGCCUGGAGACUCUGGCCAUUCAGUGCGGCCACAAGAAACUUCAAGGCAAGCUGCAGCUCUUUGGGCGGGACUUUGCACAGGCUUCCCACACCAGCUCCGACGGCGUCCCCUUCAUCGUCCAGAAGUGCAUCAGUGAGAUCGAAAGGCGGGCCAUGAAAACCAAAGGCAUCUAUCGCGUCAAUGGGGUGAAGUCCCGCGUGGAGAAGCUCUGUCAGUCCUUUGAGAAUGGGAAAGAGCUGGUCGAGUUGUCUCAGGCCUCACCACACGAUAUCAGCAACGUGCUGAAGCUCUACCUUCGUCAGCUCCCAGAACCAAUCAUGCCCUUCCGGAUGUACAACAGCCUUAUGGGGUUGGCCAAGGAGACCUUGCAGGGUAGGUCUGACAGCAGGGCAGGGAGAAGCACUGGUGAGCCGGUGGACCGAAGCAGCGAGAUGGAGAAAGUCGUGGUAACGAAGCUGAAAGAGCUGCUAAAAGAUCUUCCACCCAAGAACUUUGCCACCCUGAAGUGUAUCAUGCAGCACCUGAAGAGGAUUAUAGAACUUGAAGAUGACAAUAAAAUGUCUUCUGGCAACCUGGGAAUCGUCUUUGGCCCCACCUUAAUGCGCCCCCGGCCCACCCAGGCUACCGUCUCCCUCUCUUCCCUGGUUGAUUACCCCCAUCAGGCAUGCAUUGUUGAGGCACUCAUAGAUUUCUAUGCUGCUAUCUUUGAAUCCAAUGACGUAUUUCCAGAAGGCUCAGAUGAAACGGCCAGGGAAGAUGAGGAGUUGGUCAGGAACCAGGAGGAUGAAGGAACACAACCCCACAGUGAAGUCCAGUACCUUGAGGCAACCUCUGAGCAGACAGAAGCCGCUCUUCAUGAAGAUUCAUACAGAGAACCCGACACUCCCUUUAUCGAUUCGGAUUCUGAUCCAGAAGAUGUCACAGAUGCAGCCAUUGAAGGAGUCCCACGGGCCAGCUCAGGUCCAGGAGGCAGUGAGACCAGUGGUGAAGAGGAGAGUCCAUCUGGUGAGGAAGCCACCGAGGAAGCGGUCCUGAGGCAGAGACACAGCGUGGAACAGUCAGAUCCUGAGGAUGCUUCACCCCAACAUCACCUAAGCCCAGCAGAAGGUUGCUGGGAGGCAGAAGGAGAUGCUGUCUUCAGGAGUGGAGAUGAGGAGAACAGCAACAGGCAGGUUGAAAGUCCUCUGGCAGACCUCAACACCAACCAGUCCAACAACUUGCUUUUCUCACACUCGCUGUUCAACUAAGAAUGUGUUUUCAGCUUCCUGGCGUAACAGAGAAAAUUAUGCCGUGAUCAGUUGAGGGAAGCCGUGAGUCCUUUAAGUGUAGAGACUGACAUUGAAGAGAUGGCCCUCAACUGCUUUCACAGAGUCAUCCUUUGAAGUCCUUCUGGCUUUCCGGGCUCCUUAUUUUUUUAACAGCCUGCUUUUAAAUUCUUUGUAAUACCAAAAUGACAUCUGGGGACUCUGUGGGAAGAGGCAGGGAGGAGGCUAUGUGAGGAGAGACAUUAAGGCCCACAGACACUGGAAAGACCUCUGCAACAUCAAAACUUUCUUAAAACACCUUUCUCUAACCUAAUGCCCUUCUGAAAUUUUGGAUCUCAGCUCCCAUCUUUCUUCAUGUGUAGUCCUACUGAACAAGGGGCACCAGGUUGAGGAAUGCUAUUUUAAAAGAACAGCCACAGAUACAGUCACUUUGCACUCCCUCCCAUUCCUGAGGUUCCAUCCCUUUCAGGAAACAAUACACCCAUUUUGAUCCUACGUCUUCAGAUGUGUUUGUUUAAACAUUAGCAGAUUAUAUUUGUUUUUAAGUAAAACCACUUCAGGAUGCUAUUUUAAAAAUCAGGGUACAGAAAAAAUGCUCAGUUAUGAGCUUUGCUGGAUGACAGAUUACUUGAAGGCUGCAAUCCACAUGUGCAAAUCCUACUGAGGUCUUAGGACCAGGUUUGGGUUGCUGAUGUGGAGCAAUCCUAUCAGGAAAAGGGGGGGAGGGGGAGAGGGCAAUAUGCUUAUUGCACAGCUGUAUGAAAGAAAGUGCCAGUAUAGCCAGGUGAACGUCUGGGCUGUAUGUUAUGAGGGUUAUACAGGUAGACCAUGCUUACUGACUGCCUCAUUUAGCGAUGUUCAGUUACAAUGGCGCUGAAAAAAGUAACUUUAUGACCAUUCCUCACACUUACAACCUGCGCAGGUGUCCCUGUGGUCGCGUGAUCGACAUUCAGGCACUUUGCAACCAGCGGGCAUUUAUGACUGCUGCAGCAUCCCCCAGUCACGUGAUCACCAUUUGUGUGCUUUGCAACUGGCUUGCCAAAAGCAGAGUCAGUGCAGAAGGCGGCAGUAAAAUCGGAAGUCACGGUCACCUGAUGUUUCGCUUAACAACUGCGCUGAUUUGCUUAACCACCACAGCGGAAGUGAGGUUGUAAGUCUUGCAGUCAUGUGAUGUUUCACUUAGCAAUCGUGGCGCUUAGCAACAGAGUUGCUGGUCCUAAUUGUGGUCGCUAAGCAAGGACAACCUGUACUCUCAAGUGGGAUCUCCUGGAGAAAUCCACCAUGCUGUUUAGUCUGCCAGUGUUCAGUUCCUGAGAAGCCACCGAGAUCUAGCAGAAAGGCAAGGUAUUUGUGCGGUAGAUAUGCUUCAGCCACCUAAACAGCUUUUAGAACCGCUGUGGACAAUUUGAGGACAUUUCACAAUAAAGGCCUAGCAGAACUGCUAAGUCACCGCUAAGAGUCUGUUUGUACGUAACAGGGUUAUAGCGUUCAGCUAAGCGAAGGCAUACGUAUUUAUCUGUGAAAAAGGAAACCGCUGCAAGAAAUCUUGCCUUCUGGAGAAGGCGGGAACGGUAGUACACAGCCAAGUGACUCUCUUGGUAUUUUCUUGAGGUGUGGAUGGGGAAAGUGAGUGAAUAAAGUUGUAGUGCAAGUUUUCAACCACUGCUUGUAUUUAUACAUAGGUGUGUAUGAGUAAGCCUAUUUUAAUGGUUUCCUUUUAAACUGCUGUACAGAGUUUUGGUUUUGUAAGACUUGUAUCAAAAAAAGAAAGGCAAAUAUAUUUGGGAAAGUGAUAUUUCCACCCAAUA
Python bivittatus (Burmese python) is the source of this 5507-nucleotide messenger RNA. It is a transcript of the gene ARHGAP45, whose product is annotated as Rho GTPase activating protein 45. The record is from RefSeq and is a predicted model, not a curated record. NCBI's taxonomy places the organism in Eukaryota, Metazoa, Chordata, Lepidosauria, Squamata, Pythonidae. Gene Ontology annotation, molecular function: GTPase activator activity. Gene Ontology annotation, cellular component: membrane. Gene Ontology annotation, biological process: signal transduction; activation of GTPase activity.